AUGACUUCCAACCGACAAUAUGACCUGGUCUUGCUGGGCCCAACUGGGUAUACUGGCCGAUUUUGCGCAGAGCACAUUGUGCAGAACCUUCCUACCGAUCUGAAAUGGGCUAUCGCAGGUCGAUCCGCUCAGAAAAUGGAGCCUAUCGCCCAGGAACUGAAGGCUCUUAACCCAGACCGCGUGAACCCAGAUGUACUUGUCGUUCAACUGAACUCCACCGAGCUCAACGAGCUCGCCCAGAAAACCCGGCUGGUUAUCAAUUGUGUGGGUCCCUACCACCUGUACUCGACACCAGUCGUGGAGGCGUGCGCUGUUAAUGGAACUCACUAUGUGGAUGUUACUGGAGAAACACCCUGGGUCAAGUCGAUCAUCGACAAGUACCACGAGACCGCCAAGGCUAAUGGCGCUAUUAUGAUCCCUAGUACUGGUGUCGAGAGUGCCCCCGCUGAUAUCCUGGCAUGGGCUCUGGUUAAGCGAGUCCGAGAGGACCUCUCGUCUUCAACCCGCAAGGUCGACAGCACCAUCAAGGAAAUGAAAUCCUCCGGCCCCAGCGGCGGUACCAUGAAUACCAUUCUAACCAUCUUCGACGGGUUUUCAGUGUCUGAGCUGUCCAAGGCAAUGACUCCCUUCUCAUUGGUAGCAUCCCCGCCAAAGAACAUCCCCAGCGAAUCAAUCCUAGAAAAGGCAUUUGGUGUACGCUCAAUUCCCGACCUGGGUACCGUGACGACCUCCCCAUCCGGUAUCUGCGACAUGACCAUCGUGCACCGCAGCAGCAGCCUGAUGCCAGAGCUGUACGGGCAACAGUUCUUCUUCCGCCAGUUCCUGUCGGUCCGUAACGCGCUAAUUGGCGUCGCUAUCCACCUCGGCUUCUUGGUUGCAGUUUCGCUGCUUGCACUGCCGCCGGUUCGCUGGCUGGUGGAGAAGUUCGUCUUUGCCCCUGGCAGUGGUCCGCGCAGAGAGGACUCGUCAAAUGACCUUCUCGAGUACCAUGCCAUUGCUACUGCGGACAGUGCUUCGCCACAGCGUGUCUUCGGUAAGAUCACUUACCACGGCGGCAUGUACCCCUUUACUGGAUUGUUGCUGGCCGAAGCUGCUAUGGUUAUUCUUAACGAGGAGGAGAAGAUCAAGAAGGUAUCUCGUGGUGGCAUCGUCACCCCCGCUACGUUGGGUCAGGACUACGUGGACCGCUUGGAAAAGGUUGGCUGCAAAAUUGAGACGAAGGUGUUCCAGUACUAA
Molecule: messenger RNA, 1236 nt
Organism: Penicillium mononematosum
Lineage: Eukaryota; Fungi; Ascomycota; Eurotiomycetes; Eurotiales; Aspergillaceae
Product: saccharopine dehydrogenase family protein
Exons: 5
Coding region: 1-1236 (411 amino acids)
Biological process (GO): glycolipid biosynthetic process
Cellular component (GO): plasma membrane; lipid droplet; mitochondrion
Source: RefSeq, a predicted model, not a curated record